Oikopleura dioica is the source of this 969-nucleotide messenger RNA. NCBI's taxonomy places the organism in Eukaryota, Metazoa, Chordata, Appendicularia, Copelata, Oikopleuridae. The record is from the annotation of a GenBank genome assembly.
AUGGCAUUUUACAACGAGCAAAUUGUUCCGAAGCCCGUCGACGAGGAUUAUCAACCUUUUUCCGCUGUCGAAGAGCAACUCGCUCCUGGUGAGGAGGUCUACGACAUCAAGCAAGAAUUCGUCGAUGAUGCUUACAUCCAAGAAGAUCUUGGCCAAGGCAAAAUCGCGUCUCCAUCUUCUGACGACGAGAGCACAGUUUUCAACUCUACCACUGAUCAAGUUUCAAGCGAUGAGGAAGCUUACGAUAUCAAGAAAGAGUUCGUGGGGACAUGUUACGAGGAUCUGCCAGCCAUCAAGACCGAGCCCGUUUCCGACUAUGAAUGUGACAAUCCCGAGGAUUCUGAUUACGAUGCUACCCUGGACGAGCCUGAUUCGACUGACGCUACGUUGGAGGAGCCGUCUACUUGCGAAGAGCUCGAGGAGCUUGAAGUUGUGGAGCCUAUGAAAACUGUCAACCCGGUCGAGGCCGCUGAAACUUCUUCAGGCGAACUUCCGGAAGAUCUUGAGCCGGGAAAUUCUCCCGUCGCUACAUCAACUCCGCGAAAACCCUCAUCUUCUUCCCCGUCAGCCCUGCCCUCGCCUCCAUCUUCUCCAUCCAAGAUCGCGCUCCCGAUCCCCUACAUCCCAGUUCUCCUACCACCGAAGAAGCGAAACAACGAGAACUCCGAAAACCCUGGAACGGAAAAGUACACCGAGUUGCUCCGACGCCGCGUGGAAAUUAAGCUCUUCGAGAAGCUCGACGCAAACCUCCUGUCUUCAAUGCCCUUGUCUCCACGAACGAAAAAAGACAUCAAGACUCUGCGAUCGACCCUUCGAUACUGUCACCAGCGCCAGUUGUACUCCGACAUAGAAACAGUCGAAGGAAAAUACAUGAACGACCUUUCCGAGUAUCAAGUCCGUCAAUAUCGAAAACGAAAAGCUCAUCAGCUCGAGAAGAUUGCUGCGAAAAGAAUGAGGAAGGGCUGUUAA